This is a messenger RNA of Heterostelium album PN500, 1524 nucleotides long. RefSeq lists its product as uncharacterized. Lineage: Eukaryota; Evosea; Eumycetozoa; Acytosteliales; Acytosteliaceae. The record is from RefSeq and is a predicted model, not a curated record. The transcript has 3 exons. Bases 1 to 1524 code for a protein of 507 amino acids.
AUGUUGGGUAACGACGAUGAUUCACAAUCAAAUGAAUAUCUUACAUUCUUUAAUAUUUUGAUUCAUGUUGGAUGGCUCAAUCCUCAGGAGAAAGUCAAAGAAGAACACCAACACUGGUUGAAGAAAAGAGUAAAAGUCAAACAAAGUGCUCUUAUAGAUUUGUUUUUAUCAAGCAGUUCAAACAAGAAGAUACUAGUUGGUUCAUUGUUUAAAAUGAAUUCAUACUUUAUCAGAGAUGUUAAAGUCGAUUCUAUUGUUCAACGAUUGGAAACAUCAGAGUUUGGAGAGAUGAUGAUUCGUCAAUUUCCAUUACACGUUGGAAUAAGGAAUUUGGAAUCAUUGGUUAUUUUCGACAUCUACAGAGUGAGAGCCAUUGAAAUGCCUUCCAAUCUUUUUCAUCAUAUUUUGGAAUAUAUCAAAUCGAAUGAUGUGGAUAUUACGAGGUUAUUGUCAAGGAAACUCUACAUUAAUCACUCUGGCAGUUCAUUGUCCAAGAUGUUGUUGUAUUUUUAUCAACGAGUUAAAGAACCAGCUAUAUUUAGAGUAUUGGUUAAAUCACUCAUUCUCAUGGAAUCAUUAGAUCGCGAAUUAAUUCAAAGUGUUCUUACACCGUUCAAACUAGAGUUUCUUCAAUUUUCGAAUAGCUAUGUCCGAGAAUUUGAUACACAAUCACGAUCCAACUUUAAUCAACAAAAUAUUCAAAAAGAUAAAUCACCAAAUAGUUUUCAACAUCAUAAAUCAUAUAGAGAUUUUGGAAUUGGAUAUUAUUCUCCUGAAACACCGAUCUUUAUGAAUUUGAAAUUCCUUAAAUUCAGAAGAUCGGUACACGGAACAAAUACUCAUUUUCAAAGAUUGUUGGAUGCAACUAACAAAGAUCAAUUGGUUUCGGUGGAAUUUAUUUUUUCAAAUGUAAGCACAAUGUUGGUGAAUGAAGAAAUAUCAUCUCUUUUGGAGCUCAGAAAAUCCAGUCCCAAGGUCAACAUCUCAGCAUCUGUUUCAACAACUUCUAUCGCCAUCGACAAUCCUGAUCAACACUCUCUGAUCACAUCCUAUUUUUUUAAUUCAGAACCCCCCAAGAAUAUAAUUCUUUCCAAUCUUAGAAAGAUAGCAGUCAGUAAAUUUAGAUGUAAGAAUUUUGACUGUAUGACACAUAUCUUUCAGACUUCGCCGAAACUAAGAUCGAUCAAACUCGAUCCAACUCUAAAUCUCGAGUUCUUCAUUGGAUUAAUUAAUCUGAAUCCAAACAUAUGGAAAUUGACUAUCCAAUAUAAUAUUUUUGUAAAUAAUGUUAAUAAGAUUGAACCCAUUUCAUUAGUAACCCAGUUAAAUCAAGUUUUCGAUAUAUUAAAUCAAGAAAAAGGACAACAAAUUAAAAUAGUAAAAUUAAUUUACAAUGGAUUCAAUGGAAAUGAUAUCUAUAUUCCAAUGUUAAAUCAAUCACUUUUAUCAGACAACUUGGUUAAUAUUGGAAAGUUUCGACCUAUGGAUGAUAAACUGUAUAAAUUCAAAAGAAUAACAGAUUAA